This is a messenger RNA of Camellia sinensis, 568 nucleotides long. NCBI's taxonomy places the organism in Eukaryota, Viridiplantae, Streptophyta, Magnoliopsida, Ericales, Theaceae. The record is from RefSeq and is a predicted model, not a curated record.
AGAACACUUCCUGUCUUUUGGCUAUCUACUUAUGAUUUCUGACACCAUUGUCACUGUCCAGGGCUAUGCAUACAUACUCACACACCCAGGAAUACCGACAGUUUUUUAUGACCAUUUUUAUGAUUGGGAUAAUGCCAUUCACGACGAAAUUGUGAAGCUGAUGGACAUUAGGAAGCAUCAAGACAUCCACAGCCGAUCAUCUAUUAGGAUUAUUGAAGCCCAGCCAAAUCUUUACUCUGCAAUUAUUGGGGAGAAAUUGAGCAUGAAGAUCGGAGAUGGUUCAUGGUGUCCAUCUGGCAGGGAGUGGUCGCUAGUGACUUCUGGCCACGGAUAUGCAGUAUGGCACAAGUAAUGCAAUUUUUGCUUUUAUUUUCUUUUUUCAAUUUAUGUAUUUAUUUUGGUUAGUUUCCUACAUGUAUAGAAUAAAAUUUAGUUUCAAUAAAGAUCUUGAUCUUUAAUUUUGCUUGGGAGGUUAGUUUGUGAGCUUGUAUUAUUUAUAUUAAUAAAAAAUUUAACAUACAUGAAACACAUUAUACGGUUAAUAAGAGUUUGUAUUAUUUUGUGAGCU